UUUACUUAAGUAUUUUGUGGUUCCUUAAUUCGCAUUUUAAUUAUUCAUCUAUGAAUAUAAUGUACGGCUUCUGUGACGGCAAUCGGCGACAACUUACGCAGAUAGAACCACAAAUUAUGAAAACAAUUAAAAUAUAAUAACUAUCUCCAGUAUAAAGACCUACCAUUGGCAACAGGCUUCAAUUGUUUACUCCAAAAGAGUAGAGAUGUUUGCUUCUAGGUGUAUUUUAAUUGUUGGUGUUUCGCUAGUGUUAAGUGGACUUGCUAAAUGUGAAUCUUUGAGCGCCAAACAAGAAGCAGACAUUGUUAAAUUUAUUUCUCAUGAGAUACUAAUUUAUGAUGUGCAUGAUGAGGCCACUCUAAACAAGUGUUUGGUAAAACUUACGGCGUUGUUGAGACCGUACAUGAGAUAUGGCAUUAAAACAUGGAAUGUCCCAGUUUUGGAGCCCAUGUUUCUGAAGAGUGUCAGGAUCCUUACACCUGAAACUCAACUGAAGGCACAAUUCAAAGAUGUCCUCAUCUAUGGGUUAUCUAAGUUCAAAGUUAAUUACAUAAAGACUUACCCGGAGAAGUACACAUUUGACUUCAGCCUACAGUUUCCCGAUCUCAAAUUGCUGGGCUACUAUGACCUCGAUGGUCAGAUCCUGAUAAUGAAGCUGAAAGACCAUGGUCCUUUCACAGCUAACAUAACUAAUGUUGAAGCAAUAGUGAAGAAUAAGUUUGAAGUUACCAAUGGGGUACUUCUAUUAAAAGAAGUAAACACUGAUUUCACAUUUGAUAAGUUCAGAUUCCAUUUGGAUAACUUGUUCCAAGGCUCGGAAGUUGGUGAGACAGUUAACGAGUCUUUGAACCAACAAGUGGAUGUGUUGUUAAAAGAGCUGAAACCUGGUUUUGUGAAAGAAAUCAACAAAAUUGUAAUUCAGACUCUUCAAAAAGGAUUACAGAACCUUCCCCUAAAAAAGUGGCAAGCGGCGAUUCGUCAAUAAACCUUUAAAUAAAAACAAAACACUUUAACACUGAUCUUUUAUUAAUUACAUAACUUCUUGACUAUCACACUUCACUCUUAACUUAAAAGGUGGUAUCCUUCUUGAUCUUGGCAACUUUAGGAUCGUCUGGCCUCAUGAUGACGUAG
Messenger RNA from Plutella xylostella (diamondback moth), 1131 nucleotides. RefSeq names its product protein takeout. NCBI's taxonomy places the organism in Eukaryota, Metazoa, Arthropoda, Insecta, Lepidoptera, Plutellidae. The record is from RefSeq and is a predicted model, not a curated record.